CACGCGUACCUCUUGGCUUUCACCUCGACUUUUCCAACCAGGAACAUGGACGAUGACGAUGAGUUUUUGUAUGGGGGUUCCACUGCAGAAGGCAUUCCUGUGUCGCAGCCGGCUCCGUUAGACACCGGUCGAGUGACCAACAGCGUCGUCUCCCAUUUGGAAGCUGAAGCCGAAAAUACAAUCGAUGUGCCAUUACAGACGACGCCACCUACUGAGGAAGAUAAUGCAGAAAUGUCACUGGCAGACGAGGCAACUGAGGAAGUAGAAGAGGAAGAGGAAAGUGACGACGAUGAUGAUAUCGAGUUCAUCAUGGAUCAACCCUCGCGGACACUCGAUCUCAGGCAAGGUCGAUCGUCGUUGAAUCGAAAUGGAGGGAGUUCCUCACAGCCUCCAGCCCCAAAACCACCAACAUCUGGCCCGUCAUUAACGACCGAAUAUACUCCCAUAUCUCGAGGCGCUUCUAAUGCUUCCAUAGGCGGACCGCCUCCACCGCAAAGCCAACCAGCAGCACCCGUGCCUCAGCUGAUUAGGCCCUCAGAGGUUUCUGUGGCGGCGCCGAAGACAGAGGACACGGCUACCCCGGACGAUGGCAUAGACACUUCGACGUUACCCCCAGCUACAGCCCCCCCUUCUCAUCCCGUUAUCGACCCAUCAGCUGUUGGCACAAUGGACGGGCGCUCUAUUCUGGAUGUAGACAUCGCGGCUAUGUCAGAUAAGCCAUGGCGUAAGCCUGGCUCCGACAUCAGCGACUGGUUUAAUUAUGGUUUCGACGAAAUCUCUUGGGAAUCGUAUUGUUAUCGUAGAAGAGAUCUUGGCGAGCUGGCCAAUGUGCUCAAGACGAGCGUGCUGAACUUUUCUGGCAUGCCCGAAGAGCAACUAACUGCGCUUCCACAUGAGGUUAGGCAGAUGGUCAUGACUGGAACAAAUGCGAUGUUGUCCAAUGGGGGUCCUAAUCCUGGCAUGAUGGGUCCGGGAGUGAUGAUGGAUAUGUCUGGAAUGAUGAACCCUAUGGCAAUGAGCAUGAAUGGAGAUAUGAGCAUGAUGCCAGUAGAUGGGAGAGCCAUGGGUAUGAUGCCAGAUGGUACACCAACGCAGGGCGUCCCUGUCGUUGGUACAAAUGGUACUCCAGAACCAGGAGUCGCAAUGAUGCAAGAAGGAUAUGGCGGUCCGGGAAUGAUGAUGACUAGCGAGUACGCUAUGCAGGAUCAAGCUCAGAUGGCGGCUCAGCAACAACAGAUGUACCCUGUCAUGGAACCGCCUGCAGCCAGUCAACCGCCUGGUGGACCAAAGGCUGGAACACCUAAUCAGUAUCGUAAUCGUGGUUUGGCUACUGGUCCUCGUGGAAGAGGGUUUCCUGUCAGAGGAAGAGGACGCGGUGGGUAUGAGGGAGUUGGUACAGUGCGUCCUGCGUCGCCUUUGCCCCCAGGUGUCCCUACCGGACCCAGAAAUCAAAAUAAGUACAAGGACCGCGAUGGAAAUGCUCCAGCUGUUGACGGAUUGGAUUAUGGAGGUAAUGGUGGCAGGGGGAGCGGGGAGCCUGAAGACAAAGGUUCGAGUCGAAAACGCAGGAGCUCUCCUGGAUUGGAUGACGGUCGAAGCACAAAACGACGCUGACCUAAAUUUUUUUUCAUUUCAUGUCUACUUAUGUAUUUGUUAUCAUAAAUGAAUGCAGCUGC
Messenger RNA from Guyanagaster necrorhizus, 1676 nucleotides. Its product is annotated as Fip1-domain-containing protein. The transcript has 10 exons. NCBI's taxonomy places the organism in Eukaryota, Fungi, Basidiomycota, Agaricomycetes, Agaricales, Physalacriaceae. Gene Ontology annotation, cellular component: mRNA cleavage and polyadenylation specificity factor complex. The record is from RefSeq and is a predicted model, not a curated record. Bases 46 to 1614 code for a protein of 522 amino acids.